This is a messenger RNA of Daucus carota subsp. sativus, 1489 nucleotides long. RefSeq lists its product as uncharacterized. The coding region runs from base 384 to 1175 and encodes 263 amino acids. Lineage: Eukaryota; Viridiplantae; Streptophyta; Magnoliopsida; Apiales; Apiaceae. The record is from RefSeq and is a predicted model, not a curated record. The transcript is spliced from 7 exons.
CAUUUCGUCUCUUUUAUUUGAGAGAGAGAGAGAUCACAUACAUAUCUCUAGAGAGAUAAAGCCUCUGUCUCCUUCUCUGGUUUUUUCUUUCACUUUCUCAACAAUUAUACAUACACAUUUGUGUCUAUUUAUCUGAGUGGCAACAUUCAAGUUGUUAGAAGAUGAAUAAGUGUUCACGAUUCGCAGAGCUGAUGAAACAUAAUUUGAAUUGAUUUUCUUGAUUUUCAAUCAUUCGAUUCGAUAUCCAGGAGAUUCUGAGAAGCAAGCAAAUCUCUAAUUUAUGUUAACAAAGAAUUCGUGACUCCGAUGUACUGCGCAGUAUCUUGUUGAUUUUCAAGGAGAUUUGAUAAAUUCUCAGAGGUGGGCAAAGAAAGGAGAUAAUAAUGGAGAAGCAUCAUCAGCAUAUUAAUAACAGCCUUAUAAAAAAUAAAGAGGCAUCAGGGCUUAUAUCAGAUCAAGAUCACAAUACGACGUCGUCUCAGUUUGUUUUACAGUGGGGUAAUCGCAAGAGAUUGCGUUGCAUGAAGGUUCAAGUGAAGGAGACAGAUUUGCAACAUAAUUUGGCUCCGGUGGGUCCCAAGAUCCGGGCUCGGGUCGAUCGGCGGGUCGUUAGGGCGGACCCCACUUCGGGUUUGAAUCAGAGUAACGGGCAUUUGAAUCUCCGGCCACGUCCGGCGUCUCCGGCGCAUCGGGUUCUCAGGAACUCUGAGAGUACAGGUAGCAUGAAGGGAGCACAGAGUAAUGGAGUUGGGCAGGAUAAGAAAGUGGUAGUAGGUAAUAGUCCUUCCAGGGCCACUGCUAACAGCAAUAGGAAUAAUAACACUUGCAAUAAUAUCAAUGAGGCUGCGGUGGGAGGUGGCGGGUCGUCGGAGAAGGGUGGAUCGUCGUCUGGCAGUGAGCCUGCUGCCGCGGUGAUCUGGCCUCCUAAGUUCGUGUUAGGGUUGACAAACAAGGAGAAGGAGGAGGAUUUCUUGGCGAUCAAAGGCUCAAAAUUGCCUCAUAGACCCAAGAAGCGCGCCAAGUUCAUUCAGCGUACCCUCAAUCUGGUGAGUCCUGGGACAUGGUUAUGCGAUCUGACACUGGAACGUUACGAGGUCAGGGAGAGGAAGGUGAAUAAGAAGAGACCGAGAGGGCUGAAAGCCAUGACAAACAUGGUGGAUUCGGAGUCGGAGUGAACAACAUUUACUCCUGUAACGAGUCUGUGUAUAGGUAGCAACAAUGUGAGCUGUGAAGACGGAUCUCGAAUCCUCAGAUGACAGAGUUCUCAAUUCUCAUCCCCUUGACAGUUCCAGAAAGUGAGAGAUGCAAGUAUGCGUAGAAUAAUAUGUUAGGUUUUAUGUCUUCGCUUCAUAGUAAAUCUGGAAGACUUCGUAGUUGUGGUUUUUACAAUUUUCUUUUCGUGAAUAAAAAUGAUGUUAUUAGUAGAAUUUUCCUUGGUAGACAUCUGUAAAUGUGUUCGUCUCGUGAAUAUGAAGUCUUUUUACACUGA